Molecule: messenger RNA, 1076 nt
Organism: Amblyraja radiata (thorny skate)
Lineage: Eukaryota; Metazoa; Chordata; Chondrichthyes; Rajiformes; Rajidae
Gene: denr
Product: density-regulated protein
Exons: 10
Coding region: 219-845 (208 amino acids)
Biological process (GO): formation of translation preinitiation complex; translation reinitiation
Molecular function (GO): mRNA binding; translation initiation factor activity
Source: RefSeq, a predicted model, not a curated record
UGGCGCGGUGUGUGUGCGUCGGGCGGUGCGGGAGGCCGUGCGGACGGUUGGUUCACGGGGACAGUUUGAUUCAUUUGAUGAGGAAUCAAUGAUCCGCGUUUGAUGAUCACACUGGAACCCGGCGACUGGUGCAAAGAACUAUAGAGAGAGGUUGAGCAGGCUGGGACUAUUCCUUGGAGCGCAGAAGGAUAAAGGAGUACUUGCCCAGGAUUGAUGAGAUGGCCACUACAGAAACUGCUGAAUCAGGAAACAAAAUGGGAGAUAAAACAGUCAGCAAUAAGGUGCCAUGUCCGUUAAAAGUACUCUACUGUGGAAUCUGUUCAUUGCCAACAGAGUAUUGUGAGUAUAUGCCUCAGUAUACCAAGUGCAGACAAUGGCUGGAGAAGAACUGCCCAGAGGAAUUUGCAAAACUCAGUAUAGACACUGGCCUUACUAUCUCCAGUCAAAGUUGCUAUGCUGCUGCAAAUCAGUCUACACAACCCGAUUCAGGAGGAGGAGAACCGCCAGCUGGAGAGGAGGAAGAAAAGAAAAAACAAAGACGAGGUGGCAGAGGUAUAAUUAAACAAAAGAAAAAGACAGCCCCUCAAAAGGUUACAAUAGCCAAAAUCCCAAGAGCAAAAAAGAAAUAUGUAACAAGAGUCUGUGGCCUUGCAACCUUUGAGAUCGAACUUAAAGAAGCCCAACGAUUCUUUGCUCAGAAGUUCUCCUGUGGAGCAUCCGUUACAGGAGAAGAUGAAAUUACGAUUCAGGGUGAUGUAACAGAUGAUAUUAUGGAUGUAAUUCAAGAGAAAUGGCCAGAGGUGGAUGAUGACUCAAUUGAAGAUCUUGGAGAAGUAAAGAAGUGACCAGCACUUUUAUUGUUCGUUUCAACUGGCGGAAGAUAUUUGGACAAACAGUGAUAAGGCUUUUUAUUACAGAUAUCCCCUCUAGUCAAACGUCCUCAAUGGAUUUGAGGCUAUUUUCUUGUACUUUGGUUGCCAAAGCUCCUGUGAAAAUUCUGGAUUAUGCUUUAAAAAAAGAACAUUGAGUGCACUAAGAUCCUUACUUUAAUAAAAUAUCUGUUUUGAUCUCUUGUG